GGUGCAGACAUUCUUUGCUGUCUACUACGCCAAGAACAUCAUCAUCAUGCCCCCAAGUGGUAAAGCCGUUAAGAAAGCUGGCAAGGCCAGGCCCGCCGGAGACAAGAAGCGCGGAAGGAGGAGAAAGAGAAGGGAAACCUUCGGCGUUUACAUCUACAAGGUGUUGAAACAGGUGCACCCCGACACAGGCGUCUCCAGCAAGGCAAUGGGCAUCAUGAAUUCUUUCGUCAACGACAUUUUUGAGCGCAUCGCCGCCGAGGCCUCUCGUCUGGCUAACUACAACAAGCGCUCCACUAUCAGCAGCCGCGAGAUCCAGACCGCCGUGCGACUCCUGCUGCCGGGCGAGCUAGCCAAGCACGCCGUCAGCGAGGGCACUAAGGCCGUCACCAAGUAUACAAGUUCCAAGUGAAUCUACCGACAGAGCUAGAGUUAACCCCGGCCUUUUACAAGGCCACCCACAUCCCAAAAAAAGAGAUAUGUAGAAAUCACACUUCUCAGUCAAAGAACCACCCGACACAAGUACACGCCACUGUAUAUUUCAUUGUGAUCUAUCGCAGUUGCCUAAAAUCCAUCCAUCAACACUCUCUCGCAGAACAGGAGCUGCCACGUCCAGGCGAACAAUAUCAAAGAAAAUGAAAGUGUCUUCUGACGUAGUAAAAGUAUGCACACGUUCUUUUAGUAAAACAGAACAUUUGUCCUCUGGAACAAAUGUCGUCGCAUUUGACGACCUUUGGGCGUUUUUUAGAACAACGAAACGGCGUUUACGUCGUCGGUGGGCAUUCCUUUCAUGACAAGUGCCUUCAACACAGACAGAUGAUAUCUAGAAUGUGUAGUCCAACUUCUGGGCGCUAGAAUAAACAAAGAAUAAACAAACAAAUAAACAAACAAUUAUUUCUCUUGGUGCGAGUACCAGAAAUUUUAUUGACUAACACGAAACAUAACAAAUGGUUGAAACCUCGAAAGAAGAUCAUUGCACGGAUUGUUACGUCUGACAUAUACCAUCUUCCCACUUAUUAACAUAUUUUACCAAACUUGAAAUAUCCUAACCCACAAUCAAUUACAUUUUUUUGACACGCCGCUAAUUUAUUAUCUGCAAAAGAGAAAUUAAUUACAAUAAAAGUUUUAGCUGUCUGGUCUGGUGUAGUUCUUAAUAUGUUAAAAGAACGUGAUCCGCGA
Molecule: messenger RNA, 1176 nt
Organism: Branchiostoma floridae (Florida lancelet)
Lineage: Eukaryota; Metazoa; Chordata; Leptocardii; Amphioxiformes; Branchiostomatidae
Product: histone H2B-like
Exons: 1
Coding region: 47-409 (120 amino acids)
Biological process (GO): nucleosome assembly
Cellular component (GO): nucleosome
Molecular function (GO): protein heterodimerization activity; DNA binding; structural constituent of chromatin
Source: RefSeq, a predicted model, not a curated record